CAAAUCGUCAGCUGCAGCCAGCAGGAGCAGAAGGGCUCAUAUCCACCAGCCCCAGCGUACGAGAGCGUAGCGUGAGCGCGAGAGCAGAAAAACGAGGAUAUCCAUGGUUUCUUAUGGUCGAGCUUCACGUUAGCCUGUAAGAACAUAAAGGAGGUGGCCAUGAACUCUGCCGAGCAGACGGUAACAUGGCUCAUCACGCUGGGGGUCCUGGAGUCGCCCAAAAAGACCGUGUCAGACCCCGAGGGCUUCUUGCAGUCCAGCCUGAGGGACGGAGUGGUGCUGUGCAGGCUGCUGGGCAGAUUACAGCCAGGAUUAAACCUCACGGUCUUUCAGGAGCCCCGGACCGACAGCGAGUGCUUGAGCAAUAUCAGGGAGUUCCUGAAGGGCUGUGCGGCUGCUUCGUUCCGUCUGGAGACGUUCGAGCCUGAUGACCUGUUCCAGGGCCAAAACUUCACCAAGGUGCUGAAUUCCUUGGUAGCGCUCAACAAGGCAACUGCGGGUAAGGGAUAUAUCGGUGUAGGAAGCGACUCUGUAUGUGUGCGACAGUCCUCCUCUCUGCGGAUCAAAUCUUUUGACUCAUUCAACACUCAGCUCUCUCACAGAAGAUCUUCCAAAACCCUACACAAUCAUUACCGCAGUCUAGACAUGUCUGAAAACAGUUCAGCUCAGUUGUUGGUGAAGGCACGGUUUAAUUUCCAGCAGACCAAUGAGGACGAGUUAUGCUUCAACAAGGGCGACAUCAUCCAGGUGACACGGCAGGAAGACGGCGGCUGGUGGGAAGGAUCGCUCAAUGGCAAGACUGGCUGGUUCCCUAGCAACUAUGUCAGGGAGGUCAAAGGAAGUGACAAGCCCAUCUCCCCCAAGUCUGGGACGCUUAAGAGUCCGCCCAAAGGGUUUGAGACUAGCGCUGUUAGCAAGACCUACUAUAACUUGGUGAUCCAGAACAUCAUGCAAACAGAGACAGAAUACUGUAAAGAAUUACAGGUUCUGCUCUCAACAUACCUCAGACUACUGCAGCCCACAGGCAGUCUGACUGUGGCCGAUAUUGCUUAUAUUCUGGGCAAUCUAGAGGAGAUCUGCUCUUUCCAGCAGACGCUGGUUCAGUCACUGGAAGAAUGCACCAAAUUUCCAGAGAGCCAGCAGAGGAUAGGAGGGUUCUUCCUUUCCCUGAUGCCUCAGAUGAAGAGCCUUUAUGUAACUUACUGCUCCAACCAUCCACACGCUGUCAGUGUACUUACACAACACAGUGAUGAGCUGGGUGAAUUCAUGGAGAGUAAAGGUGCAAGUAAUCCUGGUAUUCUCACCCUCACCACCAGCUUGAGUAAACCCUUCAUGAGACUGGACAAAUACCCCACGCUGCUCAAAGAACUGGAGAGGCACAUGGAGGAGUUUCACCCAGACCGUGCAGACAUUCAGAAAAGCCUGACUGCGUUCAAAAACCUCUCUACUCACUGUCAGGAGUUGAGGAAAAAGAAAGAGCUGGAGCUGCAGAUUCUGACGGAGCCGGUGCGUGGCUGGGAGGGAGAGGGCAUUAAGACUCUGGGCUCCGUCAUCUACAUGUCUCAGGUCUUCAUGCAGAACCACAGCAGCGAGGAGAAGAACGAGCGUUACCUGUUGCUCUUCCCUCACGUGCUACUCGUGCUCUCUGCCAGCCCUCGAAUGAGCUGCUUCAUCUACCAGGGGAAGCUUCCGCUCACAGGGAUGAACGUUAGCAAGAGUGAAGAUACAAGAAAUGCUUUUGAAAUAUGGGGGAGUAUGAUUGACAGGAUCCAGGUGAUCUGUAAUAACCAGGAGGAUCUUCAGGAGUGGGUGGAGCAUCUUCACCGCCAGACUAAACGUACAUCAACCAGCACUUCCAGUUCAAAACCACAGUCUGUGCCAUGCCAUACGCUCCCCUCUCACCCAGUCACACCGUCCCGACACUCAGAGAGUCGAGGAACAAGUGGAGCCUAUCACACGCUUCCACAUCCCUCUUCACAUGGCACCCCACACAGUACCAUGAUGUGGGGUCCUCUUGAGCCCCCCAAAACCCAGAAACCCUGGAGCCUCAGCUGUCUCAGACCAGCACCUCCACUCAAACCUUCAGCUGCUCUAUCCUAUAAAGAGGAUCUCAGUAAGAGCCCCAAGAGUAUGAAGAAGCUUCUGCACAAACGCAAACCUGAAAGGAAGCCAUCAGAUGAGGAUUUUGCUGUGAGGAAAAGCACUGCAGCCCUGGAGGAGGAUGCACAGAUCCUCAAAGUAAUUGAGGCUUACUGCACGAGUGCCAAGACACGACAAACGCUCAACUCAACUUGGCAAGGCACUGAUUUGAUGCAUAAUCAUGUGCUGGCUGAUGUUGACCAAUCGUGUGUGGAGGCUGUGGGUUGCCGCACCAGCAUGUUACGCCUGGAACCCGCAUCUGACCAAUCAGAAGACUCGGACUAUGACAGUAUAUGGACUGCCCAUAGUUACAGAAUGGGUUCCAUCUCUCGAUCGAGAAAGGAGUCAGGGCCUCACAUGCUUUUCCCUGAAGAGGAGAAGAUUAUUGUGGAAGAAACCAAGAGCAAUGGUCAAACAGUGACUGAAGAAAGGAGUCUGGUGGACACUGUAUAUGCACUGAGGGAUGAAGUUCAGGAACUCAAGCAGGACAACAAAAGGAUGAAGAGGACUCUGGAGGAGGAACAGAAGGCAAGAAAAGAGCUGGAGAAGAUAGUCAGGAGGGUAUUAAAGAGCAUGAAUGACCCCUCUUGGGAUGAGACCAAUUUAUGAAGUUGGUCACUGAUGAUUAGCCGAUAUGCAUGCAGCCCAUGCCUGGCACUGAAAGAGUACGGAGGACACUGUAGAAUGAAAACGACAUCCUAUAAUGCAGCAUGUGUGAUUGGUAUGAAGAAUCAGGCUUAACUUUUGACCAAAACAUUUUUUUUGAGCUGAGUCUGAAGUUGAAGAUGAUGGAGAUGCUAAAUGACUGAACUGGACCAGAGCUUUUCACUUUCAGUCACUGGAUUAAGGCCUGUUAUAGACUCUCUUAAGAAGUUUACCAGUGCCAAAUUUGCCAAAUGGGUAAUUUAUCCUCUGAACUGUAAGUAUAUAUCAAGGAACAGAUAUUGGAAUAAGUGGCCAAAAAUAGCUUUAGGUUAUGCCUUAAAAUUUAUUUUGGACACAUUUUAACAUGAAAUAUACUAAUAUAUAAUUAUUUGUAAGUAUGAAAAAUUUUCCCAAGAAACAUUUCUUAUUCUGGUGUUGCUGGUGUUGCUAGAACUGCUAAUAUGGCUUGCGCCACUUUUUCUUUCUGUAUUUCCACUGAAAGUGUGAAUCCAGCAAGUAAUUUUUUUGCAAAUAGCUGAUAUCACAUGGUUCUCAGUUUGAUGGUGAGUUUGACUGGGAGUCUCAGGGAUUACAAAGAAAAAAUGGUAGCCACAUCACUGCCUGGAUCCUUCACUACAGCCAGUCUUUAAGUUUAGAACUUGUAGGAAUAUAUAGCCAACACUGUGAAAAAGUGAAAUAACUUAUUUCCAGCGAGGAAACACAGCAAUACAAUACUGGAACUAUUCAGAGGAAAAAACGUUUUUUCCUUUUUUUGGGGGGGGAGAUGCUUUUUCUCAGUAUUUAUCUUGGUUAUUUUUAAUUACCUCAUUUUUCUGCAACCUUUCUUAAAGUCGAACAGGUUGUACCAUUGCAACACCAGGCAGUCAUUGACUUAUUUUAUUGUUUAUAGUGAUCUUGUUGUUUUUAAUUUGUUAUUCCUCUAAUAAAUUUGUACAGAUAUUAAUUUCUAGCCUUUAUUGCAAAAGAUCUGCAGGAAUGUGCCUUUUUUGGGAAAUGGUUUCCAGAAAUUUCUUGGCAUUUUUCUCUGCAAUUCCGAGACCAUUUGUAAGAAAACUUCAUAUGCAACUGAUAUUUGAAUAUGCAGUGCUACUUAACUGACAACUCAAGAAUCUUCCAUGUUGUUUUGUCUAAUUUAUGUAUUUAAAUGAAAUGAAAAGCCGUCUAAUGCAGAACAUUGUCUAUACUGGUUCUAUUCAGUUGUCUAUGUGGGCACCAUUUCCAGCAGACUCUUUUCUGUUCAUCCAUUUCUUCUGUCCUUUCUUUAUUUCAGUCUUACUUUCUUUCAUUUGUUCUCAGUCUCUUUCACUCUUCUCUAAUCUGUAUGAUGAUAUAUGUGGAUUAACUAAAUAAAACCUUGCUUAUUAAUUAUUUAUGCUUUAAGAUAGUGUAACUGUAUUCUUCACUAAUGAUGCAGCCACAUUCAUACUUUUGAUUUAAUCAGAAAUCCUUUUCUUUUCAACCAAGAACAACCCACACAAGCAGGCAAAUUAACAUUGGUCGGUUUCGUGGUCAGUUAAUGUCCUUCCACUAAAGCACUGGGCACUUAUGAUAUUACACCAUGCUAUUGACAUCUAGCCUAUCUUUUGACAGACUUUGUUCUCUUUGUUUUUGGGGCCAGUAUGCCUAACAGAAUAUUAGAUAUGUUUCCAGCAGACCGUACAUUAUCUCAUCAAUGAGCGGGAAAAUGUUUUAUUAUGGUUAUUUUUUUGCCAGCUGACCUAGGGCCUUGCUGACCAUGUCAUGGCAAAAACUUCUAUUCAGUUCAUCAACCAUGCUCUAUUUUUUUUCAUUUAUGAAUAUUUCUGAUAAUAAAAACUGAGCUUAGCAGUUUAUAUUUGUUGGGUGACAAAGUGAUUCUGUGGAUUACAUACCUUGGCAAGAAAAAGUAUGUUUACCCUCGGAAUCACUUGCAUUUAUGUAUAACGUCUUAAAAUAUGAUCACAAAAAUACCGCAAUUGUUCCUGUCCAUAUUGAAUUCGCCAUGCAAACAUAUAAUGUAGGACAGAAGAAGUAUGUGAUCCCCUAGGCCAGGGAUUGACAACCCAAAAGAAGAGCCACUUUGUCCUUUUAACAAAAAUCUAACCACCUUGGGAGACAACAUUGUAUGGUUAUUUUACUACCUUGGCUGUAUAUAUGUCUCAGUAUGUGCUAAUGUACUAGUAUAGACUAAAAGAUAAAUAAUAUAAAUGAAAAUGCAAAAUUUGCUCUGCUUUUAACUUUAGCUCAGCUAUAGCCACUUUUCUCACAUCUCUGGCAGGAAAAGUGAAAUAAUUUCUUGUAAAAUGUUUUUUAAAAAAUUCACCAGCUUUAUGUUAGUAUUUUCCUAUUACACCUUAAAUGGUGUCUGAGGCUUCUGAAUGUAACUGCUGCACCAUUUAAGGUGGAACGGGAGAAUUUGCUCAGGAAACUCACUUCGUCUGUGAUUUUUUUUGUGUUUGACGGCUUUUUGUUGCAGAAUAAACAUAUUAGGAAACCAGCUGGAGUGAGUAUAACUGCAAAUAAGUCUAUUCAUCUACAAAUUUUCAAUGCAAGUCUUAAAUCUUUGCCUUUUUGAAAACUACUAACUAGGCUUGAUUGUUAUCUGCAUUGCUAUGGUGACCAGCAGUCUGCACACCAAUCUUCAGGGUGAAUUAGCAGUUAUACAUUAACUCCAGCGUUUAAGACCAUUUAAUGUUAAAAUUAACAUCAUCAGAGCUUUAUUUUACUGUGAAAGAGGAUGCUUUUAUCUAAAAGUCUAAUUGAGCUGUGGAGCCUCAACAGGACAAGAGCCUCAACAGGACAAGUAAAAGAGCCGUGUGUUGCCGAGGAAAGGUAAAGGAAGAAAAGGUAAAGGCUUGAUGUAAUCGCUGAAACUGUUUAAGAUCUCUGUUCAUGAGUCUACUAUGCAAAAAAUAAAAAAAAUAAGAAACA
Pygocentrus nattereri (red-bellied piranha) is the source of this 5715-nucleotide messenger RNA. It is a transcript of the gene arhgef7b, whose product is annotated as Rho guanine nucleotide exchange factor (GEF) 7b. The transcript is spliced from 22 exons. The record is from RefSeq and is a predicted model, not a curated record. Gene Ontology annotation, biological process: intracellular signal transduction. NCBI's taxonomy places the organism in Eukaryota, Metazoa, Chordata, Actinopteri, Characiformes, Serrasalmidae. The coding region runs from base 160 to 2748 and encodes 862 amino acids. Gene Ontology annotation, molecular function: protein binding; guanyl-nucleotide exchange factor activity.